UUGGAAGAUGUCAGUACUGACGGCAUUUACUCAUAGUUUCGAUGUCAAACUCGUGGCCAACUUGUACCUGAAUACGCAUUGCAUCGGAGAGAUACUUAUACAUUUCGGCUCGCUUAAGCACGAAAUCACAUUGACAGCAAUUUAAGGCGAGCAGUACGUAUACAUAGUCUUGUCCGCAAAGCCCGCAAAGCCCACCGGAGAUAUAAUGAAUACUUAAUGAAUAAAUCAUGAAAUUUCUAGUCAGUUAAUCUUCAGAUUUUCGACACGUCAUUGGUAAAGCGUGAGACCUGUCUCAAGUAGGUAAGCCAAGCCCUUAUGAGGCAAGGACUAUGUCAAAUUACAGACCACAAGCCUCGACGAAACUGCACAGCCAGGUCUCCUUGUCGCAGAACACCCACGAUAUCUCUGUGGGUGGUCGCUGUAUGUCUUGCCGCAACAUGUUGCUAUAAAGCGGAAAUAGGCGAAAUUGGACUGCUUCCGGUAUUGACUCCCCUCAUUCUGAUAGUUGAGCGGAAACCCCGGGAUGUUCAUAAAACUUCAAAUUCGCCGGAUCAGUGGUCUUUCUCACCACUUAGCAACACCAUCUGGGGAACAGCCUUCACCGCGUUUCUAUUGAGCUUCGUUCUUUCAAAAUGGACCCUAAUAGAAUCUGCUCUAUCUGCCAUUCCAGUUGCUUGUCUCCUCCUCGUCUACGUUGCUCUGGUCCCAAGGACAUCUACCGACAGCUUCCGACUUCCGCAAAUCGAUAUCGAAGAACAUGUAGUCUCACUCUCAUUUCGAACCAUAAUUUUCCUACUCGCUGCGCUCAGCAUACAAACCGUGCUGUUUGGAUUUCCCAGCGGUAUUUAUUUCUCUUCAGUACUCUCCGGCACAGCUAAGGCAUUGUCUUGGUACUGCACCAUUCAAGCGGCUAAGCACACUUCAUGGUCAAUAGCGCCCAGAAUUGUAACAUUCGGGGUCAUGUCCACACGUAAUCCGUUCAUGGAGUCUUCAGGACCACAGUGUGUUCUCAACAUCAUAUCAACCUUUCUCGCUCACACUCAAGUCAUCUACCUAUGUCCAAGAAAGACUAAGUACCGACCUAGUCUUUGGAUACUGGCACUCAUAUCUGUGAUUCCAUACGCUGCAAAUAUCUACAAUAUCAGGCUCGCAGAGCCCUCCACGUUGUUGAGCUUCGACAGCUCAAUGAUACACCCUGUGGAACAGCUCAUGCAACAUGCUAAGGCCGACUUUGCAUCUCUUCUACAAAGACAAUCCCAAAACUACACAUCUGCUCACGCUGAAUAUCGGCGACGAUACAGCAUAGAUCCCCCUCCAGGCUUCGAAAACUGGUACAACUUCGCAGUCCGGUAUGAAUCACCGAUCAUCGACGAGUUCGACAUGAUAUUUGACACCAUUUCCCCCUUUCGGAAACUCAGCGGUCUGGAAGUCAGUGCAAUGAUGGAUCGAGCUCUGAGUACACCGGAGCAUAACCUCUGGUCUUGUGUUUUUUCAGGCAAGAAUGCCGAGACGAGUUGUACUCACCCGUGGCGCACAAACGACAGGCAUAUCUCCACUUCAUUCAAUGCUCUCCUAGGAGAAUUGCCUGGAAUAUUACCGGAUCUCAAAUUCCUCGUUAACCAUCUCGAUGAACCUCGAGUCUUGGUUCCACCAGUCUCUUUGCAAGGAGAUAAACAGAAUUUCAAACAAACGAAUAUGGCCGAGAUGCCAAACUGGGAUGUACUUACGAAGUUCUGUAAUAGUCAGCAACAGAAUAAAACUUCCGAGUCCAAGCAUAGAGUUGAGCUCUUUGAUAUUCCAUUCAUCGCAGACAGAAGUUCGGCUAUAGACCUAUGUCAACAUCCCGAAUACAGUUCUAUGCACGGUCUCUUCAUGAGCGCUACCUCAUUCCAGCUAUUCGAAGGCUUCGUCCCAAUCCUAUCAACAGGUGCCCCCUCGACAAUGGGAGAUAUACUAUUCCCCAGUCCAGCAUACAACGAGUCCGGAUUCCAAUACGACCCCUCCCACGAUAUCCCCUGGGAAAAGAAGAAAAACAACCUCUACUGGGCAGGUUCCACAACCGGCGGUUUCGCCACAGACAAGCAUGACCGACCCGAUGAAUGGCGCCUCUUCCAACGCCAAAGAUUCGUAACUCUAGCCCAGAACCUACAACCAAAACAACAACACCACUACCUCCGCCCCAGCCACGGCCUAAUCAAGCGGAUCUCCUCAUCCUUCCUAAACCUCAAACUCUACAACGUAGGAUUCACCAACCUCCUGCAAACCACCCUCUCAACCUGGCAUUCCCAACGGCUUUUCUUCCCGCUCAAACCCUGGGCAGACAAAGACCUCGCAUUACACUCUCAACUAGUCUUCGAUCUCGACGGUAACGGGAUCAGUGGGCGGUACUACAAAUUGCUUGCGUCGCGGUCGACGCCAUUGAAGCAGACGGUGUUGAGGGAAUGGCAUGAUGAGAGGUUGGUGCCGUGGGUGCAUUAUGUGCCUGUGAGUUUGGGGAUGCAGGAGGUGCCGGAGCUGGUGAUGUUUUUGACGAGUACGGGGAGGGGGAGGAGGGCGGCGAGGGAGAUUGCGGAGAAUGGGAGGGAGUGGUUUGGCAGGGGGAUGAGGGAUGUGGAUAGGAGGGUUUAUGUAUAUAGGUUGAUGUUGGAGAUGGCGAGGUUGCAGGAUCCAGAGAGGUUGGCGUCUUGAUGAGAGUGUGGAGGCAGAAAUAUAAUAUUAUAAUUGCAUGGGAACAUCGCUAUCGGGAAAAUGAGCGGGGUCAUUUGGAAAAUAUGUGGCCCUGAGAACACAAGAGCACAAUUCAUCACAUCAAAUCACAAGCAAAUAUGGAAUAGAAACCGAGAAAUGGUUCAAUAGCACAUGUCAUGCAA
Cadophora gregata is the source of this 2870-nucleotide messenger RNA. Its product is annotated as F-actin-capping protein subunit beta. The coding region runs from base 316 to 2688 and encodes 790 amino acids. The transcript is spliced from 6 exons. NCBI's taxonomy places the organism in Eukaryota, Fungi, Ascomycota, Leotiomycetes, Helotiales, Ploettnerulaceae. The record is from RefSeq and is a predicted model, not a curated record.